UGUUAACUAGAGGUACACGCUGUGUCCGUGACCCGCCUCCGCCGUGGGUGGAACUGCGCCAAGCCGCCGCACCGUCUGCGAGAUCUCUGAUCCAAUGCCACACAUCUCUUGAUCGAAACUAGAAUUUCACUGUCACGGAGAAGCAGAGCGCGGAGUUCACGCUGUGUCACGAGUUUGAAAUUAGUCAAUACUAGGUUUCAACCAUAUAAAUGGACCGUGUUUCGUUCGUGACAUCGAGGAAGAGUUUCAUCUCCCAUCGCGAUAAGAACUGUGACCAAGAAGACCCUCGCAUUUUGGAGGAGUUGAAACGUCGCAGCAACCACGACAACCUGAUCAGAGCCUUCAAGCCGUUCAAAAUACUGCCGGAGCACAUCAACCCGCGCGUUCAGCGACCUCAUCCCGUGGUCAUACCGAUGCAGAAGCUGAACCAGACCACUGUGGCGCCGCCCGGACUGACGCCAUACAGAAGAAAAUAUGAAUUCGGCACGAAACGUCAUAAAAAGUAUUCGAACCGCGAUGUGCCGGAGAGAGCAUCGCGGCACAAGAUGAUUGAGAUCGUGGAGCAAGCCAUCUACGGCGCGCAGUACCGCCUGAAGGACGUCGAGCCCAUCGUCAACAAGUAUGUGGAUUUGGCCGAGUUCCGUAUCAGCUUUAUAUUCAAGCGGAUGGAAACGAUCGAGUUGGAAUUGGAGUACAUUUACUCGCACAUGUAUAAUGCUGGUCACCUGUGGGAUGCCUGGAGCGGCGCUAAGAUGAGGGUGUUCCUCUACAUCGUGUACUACGAAAUGGUUCUGAUGAAGAACGUGGACGUGCAGUACAUGGUGGACCUCCUGUUCAAGAUUCACGAAGAGGAGCAGAGGAAAAUGGCAGAGUACCUCAAACAGUCGAGUAUCAAUAAUAAUUCAGGAAUCCCGAGCAACACGACCGGACUGCCCUGGAACGCGACAGGCCCAGGGUCGCAGACGUGGUCGCCGGGACAGACCUUCCCACCAAGCGCUGGAUAAUUCUUCAAAUACGUUCGCUUCUUGGCAGCUUAUGAUUUUUAAGAUAAUAAAAAGAUAAAUAAUAUUAUUA
Plodia interpunctella (Indianmeal moth) is the source of this 1074-nucleotide messenger RNA. RefSeq lists its product as uncharacterized. The transcript has 8 exons. NCBI's taxonomy places the organism in Eukaryota, Metazoa, Arthropoda, Insecta, Lepidoptera, Pyralidae. Bases 210 to 1004 code for a protein of 264 amino acids. The record is from RefSeq and is a predicted model, not a curated record.